Molecule: messenger RNA, 3294 nt
Organism: Talaromyces rugulosus
Lineage: Eukaryota; Fungi; Ascomycota; Eurotiomycetes; Eurotiales; Trichocomaceae
Exons: 7
Coding region: 1-3294 (1097 amino acids)
Biological process (GO): positive regulation of transcription by RNA polymerase II; transmembrane transport; DNA-templated transcription
Cellular component (GO): nucleus
Molecular function (GO): zinc ion binding; sequence-specific DNA binding; transmembrane transporter activity
Source: RefSeq, a predicted model, not a curated record
AUGGAGUCGUCGGAGGAACCACCGAGUAAACGCCGAUGCGACAAGAAACGCGUACGGGUAACUCGCGCUUGUGAUACCUGCAAAAGGGGAAAAGUGCCCCAUGUUCGUAUAGCCCAGCAGCCGGUGCAGGAGAGUGAUGAGCAACAGAAACAGCAGCAAUUGGAUCCUACUGUGGAAGCAGCUAGGUUGCCACCUUUGCUUCAUUCUCGCCUCAACAUAACAGAAUCAAGUCAACCGACUGAUAAUCCACCAUCUCGCGCAUCUCUUGAGCCCCAUCAAACAGAUUUGGAGGGUCACUAUGUCGGCCCUUCGUCCGGCGUCUCGUUCCUGGUUCGGGCGCAAAGAAAAUUGUAUAAAUACUUGGAGCUGCCCGUCAACGCGCCCAUAUUCACCUUUGGGGACAGUCCGUUGCCAAGGGGCGAGUCAGCCUUCAUGCUACUGCCUCCAAAAAAGGAGGCCAACGCGCUCGUGGCAAGAUAUUUUGAUUUUGCUUUCCCCACACAUCGCUUCCUUCACCAACAGCAGGUCGAGGGCUGGGUUGAUGAAUUCUAUACUGCCGUACUAAGAUCUGAAGCUGUCAGUCCCAGUAUGCGAGGGAAACGCGCUGUGGUACUUAUGGUUUUCGCUCAAGCAAAGCAAUGUCAGUCAGACUCGGAUCAAACCCCAGCCAACUUGUCAACAACCAGGUUCGUCAGCUGCCCUGUCCGCUUGACGAGUGUACAGGCGCGGCUGGCUCAAUGUUUCUAUCUUCUGUCUCAGUCUCGCAUCAAUCACUGUUGGAGUUUAUUCGGGACGACAGCUCGGCUCGCUAUGACCAUCGGUCUGCAUCGCACCCGGAAGCGAGAAAUUGGCGCCGGUAUCGAUCAUGUUGAUUUUGAAUGUCGAAAGCGUGUCUUUUGGUGCGCAUACAGCCUGGACAACUAUCUCAGUGCCGCCUUAGGUCGCCCACGAAUAUUCCAUGAUGAUGACAUUGACCAAGACUUUCCUGCGGUUGUUGAUGACUCUCAAAUUCUCCCAGACCAGAUUCUUCCCUUGGCAGGGAAUUCACAGAGUAUAAUGCUGGCUCCCUUAUACCAUGCCAAACUGUCGGUCAUUAUUGGCCGUAUAUUACAUGACAUGUACGGAGCUCACAGAUCAAGCUCUCAAGUAGAAGCAUUAGCCGCCGCUCAACAUGGCGCAGAUCUUACCUGCUGGCGCCAGGAAAUUUCCAGAUUUCUUGACUCCUCGAAUGUUGACCUUUUGAUGCUAAUAUACCAACGCCAAUAUACGGUGCUAAACCUAGCCUUUUACCAUGCGCAGACUUUGCUCUAUCGACCAUUCAUGAUAAAGCACCUUGGAACUUUUAUGGAUCGGGAUAAACAACGAAAUGACUCUCAUAGCGAAACUAUGAAUCAGUACAUUCAAAUUUGUCUUAUAGCUGCCACGAAGAUUGCCACGAUGAUUCGUGAACUUUGUGAAAAACACCGAAUGUACAGCACGUUUUGGUUUACCCACUAUUACGGAUUUUCCGCCAUCAUGAUUUUGUAUGUGCGAGUCAUUCAGUUGGCUGCGCAAAAGGGCAACCCGGAGGAAGUUCUAAAAUAUCUACAAACAGGGGAGCAAGCCCAACGGGACCUGGCCACUUGUGGCUCACGGUCUUCCUUCGUGCAACGCUACAUCGUUGUUUUGGAGGAGCUUCGCCAAGAAGCCCGGACCGCGGUGAAUCAGGAUGGCCAUCACCAAGAACCAAAUGCCAUUAGAGAUAACACACUCUCCUAUGGUCAUGAAAUACCGGAAAUUGGGGUCUCUACCUACCAUGCGGGCGUCCAGUCGGACGAGUUGGAGUCUGUGAAUGGGCCACUGCAUAUCAAUAAAGGGAUGGUUGAAAAUCGCAGCGUUGAAGAUCCUGGGGGGCUAAGAGGCUCCAAUUUGAUGAUGAUCCCCUCGAUGCAGCCUAAUCCACCACAAUGGCCAGAAGGCGGAGUUGAGGAUAACUUACCUAUUGACAAAACCACCCUUUCAUAUGCAGCAAUUUUUGGGAUUGACGAAAGCCUUCAUCUAGUUGGUACUCAGUAUAGCUGGUUGUCCUCAAUUUUCUAUUUUGGGUUCUUGGCGUGGCAACUACCGACGAAUCUCUUAAUGCAACGACUUCCCACCGCAAAAUAUAUGGGCGUGAACAUCAUUUUAUGGGGGGUCUUCCUUGCCCUUCAAGCUGUUUCAAAAAACUUCGCAACACUCGCUGUACUCCGAGGGCUUAGUGGCGCUGCAGAGGCCUGUGCCGAUCCCUCUUUCAUGAUUAUCACCAGCAUGUGGUAUAAACGAAGCGAGCAGCCUAUUCGAAUUGGAAUUUGGUACUCAUCCCUGGGACUAGGUAUUGCAGGCGGUGGGGUGCUUGGUUAUGGGAUUGGCAAAAUAAAAGGCUCCCUACCCAGCUGGAAAUAUGAAUUCGUCAUCAUUGGCGCUUUGUGUUUCUUAUGGGGAAUCGUCAUGCUCGUGGUGCUUCCCGAUUCGCCAUUAACUACUAAAUAUCUUAAACAAGCAGAACGAACUAUUAUGAUCAACCGACUACGGGAGAACCAGACCGGAAUUGAGAACCGGCAUUUCAAAAUGCACCAGUUUGUAGAAGCAAUCACUGACUUCAAGGUCCAUCUUUUCUUCCUCAUUGCCUUUUUCCAGGCUAUUGUCAACGGAGGAGUCACUAAUUUCGGUACACUUAUCAUUCAAGGAUUUGGGUUUUCGACUCUCGGAACUACCUUGCUCCAGAUUCCAUAUGGAGUCUUCAUCUCUGUGGUCAUUCUUUCCUGUGUCUGGAUUAACGCAAAAAUGCCGCCUAACAGUAGAUGUCUCAUGCUGCUGAUUUUCUUGGCGCCUAAUAUUGCCGCUGCCUUUGGUCUUCGCUUUGUGCCCCAAAGUGCCAAGGUUGGCCGCCUCAUAUGUUACUACCUUACGGGAUCCUAUAAUGCAUCAUUUGUGAUGCUAUUAUCUUUGACUACUACCAACAUAGCAGGGCAUACAAAAAAGGUGACAGCCAGUGGGGUCCUCUUCAUCGGUUACUGCACAGGGAAUAUUGCCGGUCCCUUCUUCUAUAAGAACAACCAGAAACCCCUGUACUCGCUCGGUAUAUGGAGUAUGAUUGUUUCUCACCUGCUGGAGGUCGUUUGUGUGGUGAUAUUGUGGGUUUAUUUGCGGGGUGAGAACAGAAGAAGAAAUAAGAAUCAAGGCAUUGGUGGAAAUGCUUCUCAGCCUAGCCAUUAUGUGGGAACAUUGGAGGACAUGACCGAUAAAGACAAUCAGAAUUUUCGUUAUGUGUUCUAG